Fundulus heteroclitus (mummichog) is the source of this 2072-nucleotide messenger RNA. Its product is annotated as flavin-containing monooxygenase 5. The transcript is spliced from 11 exons. NCBI's taxonomy places the organism in Eukaryota, Metazoa, Chordata, Actinopteri, Cyprinodontiformes, Fundulidae. Gene Ontology annotation, molecular function: flavin adenine dinucleotide binding; NADP binding; N,N-dimethylaniline monooxygenase activity. Bases 166 to 1854 code for a protein of 562 amino acids. The record is from RefSeq and is a predicted model, not a curated record.
UGCACAAGUGGCAUUUCUUUCACACUGCAGCGCUGUUGUUAAGGAAUUGCACAACAGAGGCUUAUCUGUGUCUCUGUGGAGUCCAACCAAGUGCAAGAAAUGCAUCGUCCGAUAUCCUUUGUGAACAAUCGCAGUGAGAGGUGAAAGCUUGCAGUAAGGAUUUUGAUGGUUCGCCGUGUGGCGGUGGUCGGAGCGGGCAGCUCAGGUCUGGCCUGUAUCAAAGUCUGCUUGGAUGAGGGCUUAGAUCCUGUCUGCUUUGAAAGCAGCGAUGACAUCGGCGGCCUGUGGAAAUUUAAGGAGUCGCCUGAACCAGCGCGAUCCAGCAUCUACCGCUCGUUGGUGGCAAAUACCUCCAAAGAGAUGAUGUGUUUCAGUGAUUACCCCAUGCCUGAUGACUAUCCCAACUUUAUGCACAACUCCCAGCUGCUGGAGUACUUAAGGCUCUACGCCGAGCACUUCGACCUGCUGCGGCACAUCCGUUUCCAGACCACUGUGAGGGCCGUUAAAGAGAGGCCAGACUUCUCAGUGUCUGGCCAGUGGGAUGUAGUGGCUGUAAACAAAAACAACGAGGAAGAAAAGCACAUCUUUGAUGCAGUUCUGGUGUGCUCAGGACACUAUACCCAGCCAACCGUGCCCCUGUCUGACUUUCAAGGGCAUGAAACAUUCUCUGGCAGGCUUCUUCACAGCUGGGAAUAUAAAGAUGCAGAUUCCUUCAGGGGGAAAAGGGUGGUGAUCGUUGGCAUUGGCAACUCUGGAGGAGAUGUUGCUGUAGAGAUGAGCAGAUCUGCAGAAAAGACAUUUCUCAGUAUACGGGAAGGGGUCUGGGUGAUUAGCAGAAUGGCCCAUAACGGCCUUCCUCUGGAUAUGGCACUUAUCUCCAGGUUCAACAGCCUCCUACUGCGCCUGCUCCCCAAGACAUUAAUCAACUGGGCAGCAGAGAGAGCACUGAACCAGAAAUAUGACCAUAGACUGUACGGUCUGAAGCCCAGAUACAGACUUUUGGACAGAAAGCCUCUGAUCAAUGAUGAUCUUCCCGGCCGAAUUCUUCAGGGAGCUCUUGUCAUGAAGCCCAACAUCCGAGGGUUCAAGGAUUCAGGGGUUGCGUUUGAGGACGGUACGGUUGAAGAGAACAUCGAUGCCGUGAUCUUUUGCACAGGUUAUAAAGGCGCCUUCCCGUUCUUGCCCUCGGCUCUGUCGGAAGGGCCACACGGCGAGCUGACCUUGUACAAACGAGUGUUUCCUCCGUCUCUGCAACGUCCGACACUGGCCGUCAUGGGUCUUUUCCAAGCAAAGGGACCAAUUUUGCCGAUCGUGGAGAUGCAUGUCCGGUGGGCCGUGAAGGUGUUUUCAGGUUUGACCCGCCUUCCAUCGAAGCAGAAAAUGCUGGAAGUCAUCGAGACAGAUAAGAGAUUAAACAUGCACAGCUAUCCUAACCCACGACAAGCUGUUCUCCAGGUGGAUUACAUCCAAUACUUAGAUUUCAUGGCCAAGGAGAUCGGUGUUAAACCAAAUCUUCUGAGGCUGCUCCCAACAGACCCAGUCCUCUGGGCUAAGAUCUUCCUUGGACCCUGCACUCCUUACCAGUAUCGCCUCCGAGGGCCUGGGCAGUGGUCUGGAGCCAGACAAGCCAUCCUCACACAGUGGGAGCGGGUUGCUAAGCCUUUCAAAACCAGAGUGGUACCAGAGCCAGAGGCCUGCAGACCUGCCCUUUGUUUUCCCUGGUUAAUGGGUUGUGCAGGAACUGUGGUAGUGGCUGUACUUUUGUCAAAUAAGAUUUUCCCACUGGUCCAACGUGUUAUUCAGAUGUUGGGUGGCAGCAAUCGUUUUCUGCAGGACUUGUGGUUCACUGACUGACCUGAAACACUUGAUUAGAUUUGAUAAUCACUCAGUAGAGAAGAAACAGCAUAGAGUCGGUUACAUUAAACAGAGACUACACAGUGAAUCAGAGAUCCUUUUGUCUUGGGUUGUCUUAUUUUGUGUUUCUUUACUGAGCAUGUACAAAAGAUACCUGGUCACGCCACUGGUCUGAGUGUACGUCAAAACCAAUAUACAUUUUUUGUUCCUUGACCCUC